GAUACUUUGUAGGUCAGCCAUGUGGACCCUGGUGAGCUGGGUGGCAUUGGUGGCAGGGUUGGUGGCUGGCAGGCAGUGCCCAGAUGGCCAGAUCUGCCCUGUGGCCUGCUGCCUGGACCCUGGAGGAGCGAGCUACAGCUGCUGCAGCCCCAUGAUGGACCAAUGGCCCUCUCUGCCCACAGUAAGGAGCAGGCAGCUGGGCAUUCCCUGCCAGGCCGAUGCUCACUGCUCUGCUGGCGCCUCCUGCCUCCUCACAGUCUUAGGAACCUCCCGCUGCUGCCCGUUACCAGAGGCAGUGUCUUGCGGAGACGGGCAUCACUGUUGCCCCCGGGGCUUCCACUGCCAUGCGAACGGACGGUCCUGCUUCCGCAGACCAGAUGCCAACCCCUUGGGUGCGGUCCAGUGCCCUGAUAGCCAGUUUGAAUGCCCCAACUCCUCCACGUGUUGCACUAUGCGAGAUGGCUCGUGGGGCUGCUGCCCUAUGCCCCAGGCCUCCUGCUGUGAAGACAAGAUGCACUGCUGUCCCCACGGGGCCUCCUGUGACCUGGCGCAGGCCCGCUGCCUCCUGCCCACAGGCGGCACCUAUUCCCUGGCCAAGAAGACUCCGGCACGCAGGACUGAUGGGAUAGUGGCUCUGCCCCGAGCUGUCAUGUGUCCUGAUGGGCAGUCCCAGUGCCCUGACGGUUCUACCUGCUGCAAGAUGCCCAGUGGGGAGUAUGGCUGCUGUCCAAUGCCCAAUGCUGUCUGCUGCUCCGACCAUGUGCACUGCUGCCCCCAGGACACUGUAUGUGACCUCAUCCAGAAUAAGUGCCUCCCUGGGGAGAAUGUCACGGGCCUCCUCACCAAGCUGCCCGCACACACAGUGCAGGAGGUGAAGUGUGACAAAGAGAUGAGCUGCCCCGAUGGUUACACCUGUUGCCGCCUGUCGACGGGAAGCUGGGGUUGCUGCCCGUUUGCCCAGGCUGUGUGCUGUGAGGACCACAUGCACUGCUGCCCGGAAGGCUUUAGAUGUGACACACAGAAGGGGAUCUGUGAGCAGGGGAGCCACCAGGUGCCCUGGAGGAAGAAGGGCCCCGCCCACCUCAGCCGGCCAGACCCCCAAGCCAUGGAGAGUGAUGUCCCUUGUGACAACGUCACCAGCUGCCCCCCCUUCAACACCUGCUGCCGACUCCUGUCUGGGAAGUGGGGCUGCUGUCCUGCCCCUGAGGCCGUCUGCUGCUCGGACCACCAGCACUGCUGUCCCCACGGCUACACAUGCACAGGCGAGGGGCAAUGUCAGGAUGGGGACAGGAUAGUGGCCGCACUGAAGAAGGAGCCCGCUCGCCCAGCCUCCCUGCCCCACCUCACAGACACCAGCUGUGACCAGCACACCAGCUGCCCGGUGGGCCAGACAUGCUGCCCGAGGCUGAGCAAAGGCUGGGCAUGCUGCCAGCUGCCCCACGCCGUGUGCUGUGAGGAUCGGCAACACUGCUGCCCGGCUGGGUACACCUGUAACGUGAAGGCCCGCACCUGUGAGAAGGAGGUAGCGGCAGGCCAGCCCUCCUCCCUCCUGAUCCACAGUCCUCCUGUGGCCUUGGGGGAUGUGGCCUGUGGGGAAAGCCACUUCUGCCACGAUAACCAGACCUGCUGCCGAGACAGCCUUGGGGGCUGGGCCUGCUGCCCCUACCGCCAGGGCAUCUGUUGUGCAGAUAAACAGCACUGUUGCCCCGCUGGCUUCCGCUGUGGGGCCAGGAGCACCAAGUGUUUGCCCAGGGAGGCCCUUCCCUGGGCCAUCCGUGAGAGGGACCCAGCCCAGAGACAGCUGCUCUGAAGAGGGACGGAAGACUGAGAAUACUUCACAGCCCUGGGGAGAGACCCUGCUUCUCGGGGUGCCCGUUGCUCAGGCCUUCCCACCAAAUCCCUCUGCCCUUCCCAUCAGUGGAGGCGAUGGGCCCUCAACCUAAGGCCUUCCCAUCUGAAAGGGGGGCAAAAACCCCGUUCAAAGCUGCCGCCCUCCCCCUGACUGCUGUAGGCCCUGUGGCCAGGUGCUCUGUCCUAUCCACAGGUAGGUGGGUGGGUGUGUGCGCAUGCGCACGCUCUCUAAUAAAGUUUUUACACUUUC
Echinops telfairi (small Madagascar hedgehog) is the source of this 2101-nucleotide messenger RNA. It is a transcript of the gene GRN, whose product is annotated as granulin precursor. Gene Ontology annotation, cellular component: membrane; extracellular region. Bases 20 to 1810 code for a protein of 596 amino acids. Gene Ontology annotation, biological process: regulation of inflammatory response. Gene Ontology annotation, molecular function: G protein-coupled receptor activity. The transcript is spliced from 12 exons. Lineage: Eukaryota; Metazoa; Chordata; Mammalia; Afrosoricida; Tenrecidae. The record is from RefSeq and is a predicted model, not a curated record.